AUGGCGUGUUUGUUUGCUACUGUCUUGGAAGAUGCAAUUACCUCGAUGCGCAUUCUGGGAGAAUGUAACAACACGCUUCGCGUCACAAAAACAAUGGCGGCUAUGGACGAACUGCUUGCGCUGAAGUUUUCUGUCGCCCCAGCACCCAUUAGUGAUCCUCUGCAGAAGAUUGAUCCUUCAGACCUGGAACGCGGAGAGUAUAAACUGAAUAAAUUGGAGUCGGAUCGGAACUUCUUGCUCAACGUGCUCACGUCUACCUAUUUUGAUUUGUCGCUGAAACGGCGCUACCAAGCUAUAAAUGACUACGCGAACCAAAUGAUUGAUCGCGAAAAUUAUUUCUUUUCUCUGUUGGAAGUUGAAGCCAGGAAUCGAACAGCUCGCCGUGAAUUGAACAGACAAAUCCGUCAGCAGCGUGUUCACGUAAAGUCCGUCACAUAUGACACCGAUAUGGCCAUAGAGAAGCUGAAAACGCAAGUGGAAGAUGCAGCCUUAAACGCGGAGAUUCAAACCCGCUACGUAGAGAACUGGGAGCGUUCUCGCACGGAGCAGCACCAGCAGAACAUAGCCGACAAGGAGUCGCCGCCCUCUAACACCAUCGAGUCCUACAAAAUGCGUAUCGAUCACGAGCAGAGAGUACACAGCGAGUUUGAGCUGCUGACUAAUAUUAUUAUUAACGAAACUCUGGAGAAGGUAGAGAAUUGGAUGAACAAAUACGAUAAAGAUAUGGAAGCGAUGGACUUGAAAAUACAAAUAAUGAGAGCCGAUUAUGAAAACACUUUGGAAGAGAGGUUGAAGCUCGAGGAGACGAUGAAGAAACACGCCACGCUAAUGAAAGAAUGGCUGCAGUUCAAAGAGGAUCGCGAAAAAGCGCGACUAUAUCGCGAACGAAUGUUUAACGCCGCAGUGGUCGUGCAGGCCUGGUGGAGAGGCCUGCUGGUGAGGCAGAAGCUCGGUCCAUACAAGGAGGUGAAGAAAAAGAAAACAGCCAAGAAGUAA
Messenger RNA from Parnassius mnemosyne (clouded apollo), 996 nucleotides. Lineage: Eukaryota; Metazoa; Arthropoda; Insecta; Lepidoptera; Papilionidae. The record is from the annotation of a GenBank genome assembly.